Messenger RNA from Laccaria bicolor S238N-H82, 1812 nucleotides. RefSeq lists its product as uncharacterized. The transcript has 8 exons. Bases 1 to 1812 code for a protein of 603 amino acids. Lineage: Eukaryota; Fungi; Basidiomycota; Agaricomycetes; Agaricales; Hydnangiaceae. The record is from RefSeq and is a predicted model, not a curated record.
AUGCGAACUCAAUGGGAAAAAAUCAACGAUGUGCGCCAAAUGUGCGCGUUGGAUAUUGAGCGCCAUAUGCGCACAUCGCCCACUCAAUUCCACUCUCAGCAGCCAAUGCGCUACAUAGUUCAACCGUCACAGGUGAAGCCGGUGAAGAGCGAUUACAUCUUCAAUGGCCUUCAUUGUCCUCUUCGAAAGGGGAUCCGAUGUAUUAUCGCCCAAGGGAUACAAUCUUUGAACAUGACUUACUUAUUCCAGAAAGCACAUGUACAAGGCAGUGUACUAAUCAUCGCAGAAGAUCUGUCGUCUGAGUUUGUGCUCAUUUCCAUCAACUUGAAAGGCAAGCGCAUCCUAUUAUUUCAAAUUGGGAGGUCCAUGAUAGACAGGGAGGACAAUCGUCCCAACCCGCGCUUAUAUGGCAAAGCACCGCUCUUUCCGUAUUCUCACCAGCCGUCAAUGGACGAGCCGCCUUCACCAAUCGCACCAUUCUUUCCGUAUUCUUACCCGCGCUCAACGGAUGAAAUUCCUUCACCAGUGGAUCAACCGCCUUCACCAAUGGAUGAACCGCCUUCACCAACGGAUGAACCGCCUUCACCAUUGUUGAAGUCAAGAAUUCCCAAAAAGACCACCAUCGUUGACUCCAACUUGAACUUAUUCACAGGCUACGAACCUCCUCAACUUAAAGGCCUUCAUUGUCCUCUUCGAAAGGGAAUCAUUUAUUAUAUCUGGGACGAUGCGAUAUUGGAGCACAACAUCCAUUCCUCCGGAAAACAUGAGCCACGAAUCAUUGUCCCGAAACAUCCAUCGCGGGAUUUAGUAGACAUUUUCUUCAUCCCCAUCAAAGGCAAUCGGAUCCUACUAUUUGCAAAGUACUUCGGAAAGAAAACUUUCAGGUUCCCCUAUCUACACCUAUCAAUCCAUGAAAUCCGCUCUGAUCACCGCGUUGGUCCUGCUUUGUGGUCUUUCAACGGUAGCGUUGAUGAUCACUUCGAUACUAAUGAUUUAGAGGUGAUAAAAUCCACUGAAAAUGCGUUGGGAAUUACUUUUGGGGUGCCGUUUGACAACCAUUGGAAGCUGUUCGACAUCUCUACUACUACUGACAUUGACGCCCCGGAUAAAUUUCCUCUAAUUGAGUCCGGGAGAAUAGAUUUUGAUUUGAAGCUCAAGUCGAAGUGGGAGAAUAGUCCCGUCAUGUUAUCCCCUGACAGGCACAUUCUCCUAAAUGUGGAUUUUGAGGGAGGACGACACAACGAAACGGUUGACAUUCACUAUUCAAAUUCUGGCAGUCCAAAGAACAUGAACUUUUCCUUCGUCUCCCGCAUGUCGAUCCCAGUCCCCAGAGUCUCAAAAAGAUCUCCUAUUCUCCAGGCACCAGUACUUGCAUUUUCUGCCGAUGGGCUCAAGUUUGCUAUGGCCAUGAAUUUCGGAAGAGUGUCUGUGUGGGACACCCGAAGCAAAGUUCCUUUAAAGACAAUCAUGAAUGUCCCACAUUCUGACUAUCGUCGCCUGGAUGUAGAAUAUCUCCAAUUCAGUAGUGGAAAUUCAGGAAAAGAAGCUCUGGUAUUUGUAGAGCGCGAUAAUUUCUCCCCUUUUGCAAUCAUUCAUGUGAUCGAUGCAACAUCGUUUGAGAUGGAAGAAAUUCUUCCGUUGAAAUUAAAAUGGCUCGAAGAACGUGGAAGGUACAUACGUAUGGGUGCGCUUUUCUUCGAUCCAAGCGGGGGGACUCUGUACGCUGAACAUGGCGGAACACUCUAUGAGUGGGACCUACGGAGAAAUGAGCCUGGUCCGGAAUGGUGGAUUGGGGAGUAUUUAUUAUUAUAA